AUGUUCUGCCAUGUCUAUCUCGGCUCGUUCCUUAAGGUCGCCGGGUCUGGCAAGUCCGUCACCCUGGGCGCCUCGGACAUGGCAAUCGCAGCAAUCUACAUUCACGCACUUGGCUGGGCUGUUGGUCUCUACAGCUUGCCGUAUCUGUUUGGCGCAGAAUUAUGGCCCAACCGAAUCCGUUCCUUUGGGGGUGCGCUCUCCCAGUGCUUCCAUUGGCUCUUCUUGUUCGCCAUUACGAAAGCGACUCCCUCUAUCCUUUCAUCCAUGAACAAAUGGGGCGCCUUUGUCUUUUUCGCCGUAUGGUGCUUCAUUGCUCUCAUCUACUGCUUCAUCAUGGUACCCGAGACCAGUGGUCGCAGCCUCGAGAGCAUGAACAGACUUUUCGAGCACCGUUGGUACGAGAUGCGAAAAUAUGCGUAUGAGGAUAUCCCCGUCGGUAAAGCAGAUCAAACGGCAGAGGACAAAGAUACGGAGCGAGGCUCUGUCGAGCGCGUCGAGCGAAUUUGA
Molecule: messenger RNA, 507 nt
Organism: Clonostachys rhizophaga
Lineage: Eukaryota; Fungi; Ascomycota; Sordariomycetes; Hypocreales; Bionectriaceae
Source: the annotation of a GenBank genome assembly